CACCUCCUUUCCUUGCCAUUCCUAUUAAAAUCUAAUUUUGAUCCUUUUCUUCUCAUCAAAAUCUAAUUUUGAUCCUUUUCUGCUCAUCAAAAUCUAAUUUUGGCCGAGAAUUUCAUUGAUUCUCACGAUUUUCGAUCUCAUGGCGAUCCCCCGGCGCCCUGACCUCCUCCUCCGACGCCUCUCCACAGCCGCUGUCGUCUCCCAUGCCCGCUCCUCCUCCGCCGCCGCCAUCGCCGCGGUGGAAGAGAACCGAACCGUCCCCCAAAUGCCGCACUUUGCCUACACUCCACCGUGCUACGACGGCCCGAGAGCGGCCGAAAUCUUGAAGAAGCGCACCGAGUUCCUCAGCCCCUCCAUGUUCUACUUCUACAAGAACCCCUUGAACGUGGUGGCGGGGAAGAUGCAGUAUCUGUUCGACGAGGACGGGCGGCGCUACCUCGACGCCUUCGCCGGCAUCGCCACCGUGGGCUGCGGCCACUGCCACCCGGAGGUGGUGAACGCCAUCGUCGACCAGACGCAGCGGCUGCAGCACUCUUCCGUCGUCUACCUGAACCACGUCGUCGCCGACUUCGCCGAGGCGUUGGCUUCCAAACUGCCCGGCGACCUCAAGGUCGCUUUCUUCACCAAUUCCGGAACAGAAGCCAACGAGCUCGCGCUCAUGAUGGCUCGGCUCUACACUGGCUCCCACGAUAUCAUAUCAGUAAGAAAUUCUUACCAUGGAAAUGCUUCUGGAACAAUGGGAACCACUGCUCAAUACAACUGGAAGUUUAACGUUAUCCAGAGCGGAGUGCACCACGCAAUGAACCCUGAUCCCUACAGAGGAGCAUUUGGAUCAGAUGUCGAGCAGUACGCGAGAGAUAUGCAGGAAGUAGUAGACUUUGGAACAUCUGGUCAUGUUGCAGGAUUCAUAUCUGAAACUAUACAGGGUGUUGGGGGAAUAGUGGAGUUGGCACAAGGCUACUUGCCUGCUGUGUACAAGAUCAUAAAGAAAGCCGGUGGACUCUGCAUUGCUGAUGAAGUGCAAUCUGGAUUUGCAAGGAUUGGAAGCCAUUUUUGGGGGUUUGAGGCGCAUGGUGUUCUGCCUGAUAUUGUCACCAUGGCAAAGGGGAUUGGAAAUGGGAUACCUCUGGGGGCAGUGAUCACCACGCCGGAAAUAGCUCAAGUCUUGACCCGUAGAAAUUACUUCAACACCUUCGGGGGGAAUCCUGCUUGCACCGCAGGCGGCCUGGCUGUUCUUCGAGUCAUCGAGAGGGAAAAGCUUCAGGAAAACGCAUUCUGUGUGGGUUCUCAUCUCAAGGGCCGACUCAAAUCGCUCCAAGAGAAGCAUGAGAUUAUUGGCGAUGUGAGAGGGAGGGGGUUGAUGCUGGGGGUUGAGCUGGUGACUGACCGGGAAAAGAAAACUCCGGCGAGAGCUGAGAUCUUACACGCGAUGGAUCUGAUGAAAGAUAUGGGAGUGUUGGUUGGCAAGGGUGGCCUUCAUGGCAAUGUGUUCAGAAUCACACCCCCUCUGUGCUUCACCAAAGAAGAUGCAGAUUUCUUGGUGGAAGUGAUGGACAUUGCCUUGUCAAAGAUGUAAAGCUUCAUCUUGGAAGUCGAAAGUUUUUGUGUUUCAGUGCUGUUAUCUAUGCUUAUCUUGUGUAAUUGUCGAUAUGCAAGAAUUUUACUACCUGUUUUAACUAAAAUAUGAAUGUUGGUAAUCACAAAAACUGAUUCA
Messenger RNA from Zingiber officinale, 1714 nucleotides. RefSeq names its product alanine--glyoxylate aminotransferase 2 homolog 3, mitochondrial-like. The coding region runs from base 140 to 1576 and encodes 478 amino acids. Lineage: Eukaryota; Viridiplantae; Streptophyta; Magnoliopsida; Zingiberales; Zingiberaceae. Gene Ontology annotation, cellular component: mitochondrion. Gene Ontology annotation, molecular function: pyridoxal phosphate binding; transaminase activity. The transcript is spliced from 9 exons. The record is from RefSeq and is a predicted model, not a curated record.